ACCAUUAAAAUCGAAUCUCUUCAAUGUGGACAUUGUAUUUGUAUUAUUGUAAUUAUUUCUGAAUAAAAAUAAAACAAAACAUUACACGGGAUGAUAGAUGUAGUAAUAACAAACGGCAAUUGCAUAGACACCGUUUAAACCACAGAACCGUCAAUGUUUUCCUCAUGAAACUCAAUUGUCUACUGUUGCAAAUAAUUUAAAAACAUUGGAAUUGUAAAAACACAUGUUUUCCAAAAAUAGGUCAGAAGAUAUGCAAGUUACAGAUAUUUGACGGCAAGCAAAAAUUAAACACCCCCAAAAAAAUAAAUAAUGGCAAAGGUUUUUCGAAGUCCAGUUCAGUUGCUUCAGAGGAAUGUUGUAGGUUUUAAGCGCUUCUUUGCAUCAGAGAAAAAAGGAUGCAAGGAAGUAAAGAAAAAAAGUUUAAUGACAGUGGAAGACAAAGUAGUGAUGAUCACUGGUGGCAGUUCAGGAAUAGGGCUAGCCAUUGCAAGAGAAAUGAUGGCUCAAAAAGCAAAAGGCGUUGUCAUCUGUGGAGUGAAUAAACAACAGGGGGAAGAAGCGGCCAGCUGUUUAAACGUGUGCGAAGAAGAAACGAAAGCCAAGUUUUUGGAAAUGGAUGUCAGGAUAUUGAAAACGUUUGAAAGUGUGAUGAAAAAAAUCAUCGACUGUUUUGGCUCCCUUGACAUAUUGGUGAACAAUGCGGGUAUAUUUGAAGAGGCAAAAUGGGAACAAACUGUCUCUGUAAAUAUUAACGGUACCGUUAACGGUGUGCUUCUUGCACACAGAUUUAUGGGGCAGAAUUCUGAUGGAGGUCUAGUGAUAAAUGUGGCCGACACUUAUGGUCUUGAACCGUUCCCUUACGCUCCGAUCUACUCUGCGACUAAAUAUGCCGUAAUCGGAUUGACAAAGGCAUUCGGUCACCCUGAUAUCUACGAAAAGACAAAAAUCCGUGUCGUGGCUCUUUGCCCUGCAGUCACACAGACCGACAUGUUAGAAAACAAACAACCGAUGCUGAAUAAAAAAUGGGAAGAUAAGGCGUACGAAACGCUGAAGAUGUCACCUCAGCAGCAUGCAAAAGCCGUAGGCAAGGCUGCAAAUCAUCUUAUCCAGUACGCUCAGACAGGGACGAUUUGGCCGGUCGAAUGUACUGUCCUACACAAAGUAACUUUUCCUAAUCGGAUAAGCUACUGCAACAAAGUUAUUGAACUUGGAUUUCCCGGCACUGAUUCUAGUACUGAUUGCCAAUAAAGUUCUUGUGUGUUCUAACGACGAUUUGAUAUAAAA
Messenger RNA from Cimex lectularius (bed bug), 1284 nucleotides. RefSeq names its product development-specific 25 kDa protein-like. The coding region runs from base 310 to 1248 and encodes 312 amino acids. Lineage: Eukaryota; Metazoa; Arthropoda; Insecta; Hemiptera; Cimicidae. The record is from RefSeq and is a predicted model, not a curated record. Gene Ontology annotation, molecular function: oxidoreductase activity, acting on the CH-OH group of donors, NAD or NADP as acceptor. Gene Ontology annotation, cellular component: cytoplasm. The transcript is spliced from 7 exons.